Messenger RNA from Endocarpon pusillum Z07020, 1737 nucleotides. RefSeq lists its product as uncharacterized. NCBI's taxonomy places the organism in Eukaryota, Fungi, Ascomycota, Eurotiomycetes, Verrucariales, Verrucariaceae. The transcript has a single exon. The record is from RefSeq and is a predicted model, not a curated record. Gene Ontology annotation, molecular function: steroid hydroxylase activity; heme binding; iron ion binding. Bases 1 to 1737 code for a protein of 578 amino acids.
AUGGCCACCCCCUCCUUGGAAGCGACAAUGACAAUGCCCCUCCGAGUGAUCCAGCAGGUUCGCCCGUCCAUCUGGAUGCCCUUAGUCUUCCUCGCGCUGCUGGUGAUCGGUACCUACGUCGUCUCCACCAUCCGCUACCACCUCGUUCUUCGCCAAUAUCGCGCCCACCCCGUGUCCCCACAUGGCCAAAAAGCGCUGGGCGUUCUCCCGACUUUGCCACUUCCCUACAUGCUCCCUUUUGUUGGGCACAGCCUGGGAUUCCUCAUGAGUGCGCCCGGCGCCUUCUGGAAGCGCCUCGGGAAGGCCCUACCGGCGGCAGCGGGCGGUGCCUGUCGCCUGAUGAUCGCCGGGCGACAUGACCAACACGUCCUGCUCACGCCCGCCAGCAUGGCUGCGGUGACGAACAACCGCACCCUGGGCCGCCAUCUCGUCUCGCGCGAUGUGGCGGUAUACGCUUUGGGCGUCGAGAUCCGGGACGCGAAUCACAGUUCUCUCCGCACGGACAAGGGCCGGACUCCAGAGGAGGAGAUCUUUGGCGAGCAUCUGCUGCGUGCCGACCGCACCGCCGAACUGAUAACCACCUUCACUCCAGAGCUACGCUCUGUGCUUACGAAUCCGGCCUUUAAUAUAAACGGUUCGGAGGAAACAAGCGGCAGCGAAGUCGCCCGAGAAGUUUCUCUCUGUGAAUGGCUUUGGCCGCAAGUCUUCCAUGCCUCGACCCUGACAAUCAUGGGACGCGACCUUCUAAGCAUGAACCCAACAUUACCAGCAGAUUAUGAGGCGUUCGAAGAAGCCUUCGCGGAACUGCUCUGGGGUUUGCCCCGUUGGUUGGCACCCAGGGCGCACCGCACACGGGACAAAAUCCUGGCCAGUGUGGAAGGGUGGCUGGCGAGCGCCCUGGUGGCCACAUCAGGCGAGAUCCCGGAUCCGGUCAAAGGCCCUGCGUGGGAACCACACUUGGGCUCCCGCGUAGUCCGCGCGUUCGUUCGUCGCCAGCUUGACUAUGGCAUGACGCCGCACCGUAUGGCCCCGUCUAGCCUAGGCUUGCUCCUCGCUGUCAACACGAACACGGUGGUUGCGACGCUGUGGAUACUCAUGCACCUCGUCGAUCGAACUGACCAAGACCAGACAUUACUGCCCCGGGUACGGGCCGAGGUGGACAGCGUGCCAGUAGCCGCAGACGGCACUCCAGACGUGAAGCGUCUGACGGAGCUGCCGCUACUACAAAGCGUGUAUGCCGAGGUGCUGCGGCUCUACGUCGACAUAAUCAUUUUACGAUAUCUAGAGACCGACCUCACCCUGCCGAUCGGGCACGGCGGCGAUGGGACGCCGCAAGUGCAGUUGCCCAAGGGUGGUGUUCUGCACGUGCCGACCUGGUCGGUGCAUCACGAUCCCGCAGCAUGGCCGGGCGUGGUACCGCCAGAUGAGUUCGAUGCAGAGCGCUUUUUAGUGCCAGAUGAGAAAGGGGAAAUGACGUUUUCAUUGGGGAGCAUGCCGGGCCGCUGGGCGCCGUAUGGCGGUGGUAAACCAAUGUGUCCCGGGCGCUUCUUUGCGAAACAGGAGAUCUUCGUGACCGUGGCGACACUGUUACGCAUGUACGAUUUUGAGAAAGUAGGAUACCUUGACGGGAAGGGGAAACGGACAGACAAGUUCCCGGGUGUGAAGUCGAGGCUGGCCGGCGGCGGCACGUUGCGACCAGAUGGUGACCACCGUGUGCGAAUGGAGAGACGUAAGUAA